This is a messenger RNA of Octopus sinensis (East Asian common octopus), 2890 nucleotides long. RefSeq lists its product as uncharacterized. Bases 896 to 2059 code for a protein of 387 amino acids. Lineage: Eukaryota; Metazoa; Mollusca; Cephalopoda; Octopoda; Octopodidae. The transcript is spliced from 4 exons. The record is from RefSeq and is a predicted model, not a curated record.
AUAAAUAUGCUUGUCGCCUUGUGAAUACAUCGCCUAUAAAACGAUUCAGUUAUUUCUAACACUAAAGAAACUUAUGUAAAAUGAUUUCAAUUGGGAAUUGAAACCGGGUCGGACGUGGUUGUUCACCGCAAAUAUUCCUCUACCUGUGUAUCCGUCUUUUGUUAUUAUUUUUCUUUUCUAAAAGUUUAUUAUUGCAGAAAUACUAGUUUGUUACGAACUGAAUAGUUGGGCAUUGUUGUAUUUAAUUUCAUGUAUUCUCCCCUCUUAAUUAAGAUGCUCCAGAAGCCUUCUAGUAUUAUUUUGCAUCCACGUUAACGUUAGGUUGGAAUCGAUUUAGUUAAAGGUCCCCACCCCCACCCCCAAAAAACAAAACAAAAACGACUUUGCACUCUGUUAAAAGAAGGGUAUAUCUAUAGGCCGAAUGAAACUACAUGAUUUAAUCGAUACAUUUCUUACUUAGACUUCAGGUUUUCCUUGAGGAGAGAAAUGAGAUUGUGAGAUAGAACUUUGUCCAGUUGUCUUAUCAGUCGAACGAUACAAUUUGGAGAGGAAGCCGGUGCCUGGAUGUUACACAUGGAGAGAUCAUCUAAUAUUGGCUUCAGUGACAAGGGGAGAUAAUUACCGAAGUGAAUUUUUUUUUCUUUAAUCCCUAGAAGGAAAUAAUUUGCGUAAUAUUUAUUAAAUAUUUAAAGAAGUUGUUAAUUAUCAUUUACUGUUUUGGAUCUACUGAAUUAUUUUUAUUAGUUAUUGUUGAGAAUAUACCGACAGAUGACGAAUGCAGCAACUCGCUGGAACAGCGCAAGUCCCCACAGCUUACGACCUGUAGAUAAGAUCUGAUUAAGUUGAAAGAAGUGAUGGUAGAGUUGGAAAUCGCAAAAUUAAACAAUUUUGCAUUAUGGGAACACAGAAGUUUGUAUCUUUGAUAUUUACAAGGGAGAAUGCUGAAAGAUUUCAGUGUAUUCGUGAUGAGAUGAGCCUUGAUGAAAAUGGAUUAUUAGAAUUUUUCUUCAAACUCUAUGAUAAAAAUAAACUUGAGUUGAAGAACAAUUUUUUAGAGUGCAUUGAUCCUUGUGAGAAGGUUACUGUGCAGAUUGAAAAUAUUAAUGAAAGUUGCCACGAGGUGAAAGCUGAGGCUAACAUAAACCAUGAUCAGUACAGCAAUGAACCUGUGACUCUGGUACAGCCAAACUGGGAUCUCUCUACUACUGGUUCUCAGGCCAGAUUGGUUGACCAGGAAAGUGGAGAGACAGCUGAAUUACUAAUAAGCCUACAACACUACCAGGCAGACGAUCGUGCUAUGUCUGGCAGUGUUUCUAAUGAAAGUCAUUCCCAAGAGUGUAAAAGAACUACAAUAUCUAAUGGUAGUGAUGAUGAUGAUGAUGGUGAUGAGGAUGAUGGUGGUGGUAGUGGUGGUUGCCAAGACGAUGCCUCCACUGCUGAGGACUCUGUAAAAGAAGAAACAGCAAAAGAAGAACUUGCAAAAGAAGAACUUGCAAAAGAACAGUUGAUUGAUUCUAGUAUUGAAGAUGAAAUCGCAACAAUAUCAGAACAGCCUGCUGCUGUUGUCCCAGUUUGUAAUUUGUUAAGUUCUCCAGUUUUAAAUUCUGAAAAAAAUAUAGAUGUUGCAGAGAAAAUAGAGAAUUCUGUUCAACCAAAUGGUGAAGAAAAUAUUCUAGAAGAAUUUGUAGUUGAGUCAUCUGAGUGUAAAGAACAAGAUACAAAUGGAACCAAGAAAAGUGAUAUAAAAUCUAAUUUACCUGAAGAAAGUGAACCAAAACGUAAAAGAAGAAAUGAUGUUUGGCUCAGUAGAAUUCAAGAUGCUGAUUUUGAGGAACGCCAUUACAAAUGCAGUUAUUGUUCUGCUGCUUUUUUUCACCCUCACCAUUUGCAGCGCCAUGAAAAGCAACUUCAUAAAUUAGGGAAAGAAGUGAAACCAAACCAGUGUAAAGACUGCUUUAAGGACAUUUGCAACUCUGUUGACAUUGAAAUUCCAUCAAGAUUUUGCAUGCAGGAUGGUGCGACGCCCUCACCGUUGUUCACUGUGCCAACUUGGUUUUAAAUCUUCUGAAGAGGUACGUGACCACAAAUGCAGCAGUAAUCCAUCAAAGCCACUUUGUUGCUUACAAUGUGAUUAUCGGACAGGAUCACCGCGGGAUUUGGAACAUCAUCUAAGAAUUCACACUGGGGAAAGAUGCUACAAAUGUGAUCUUUGUGAUUUUCGGACUGCAUGGAAGAAAAACCUUAAAGAGCAUGUUCUUAAACAUUCUGGAUUGAAACCAUUUGUUUGUCAAGUUUGCAAUUUUGCUACUAAUGACAAAAGUAACCUUAGGUCGCAUCUUGCGAAACAUUCAGAAAAUCGUCCUAACCUUUGCCAUACAUGUGGCUCAUCAUUCCGCGAGGCACGUUCCUUAAAGUCUCACAUGCUUUCCCAUAGUGACGUGAAAGUCUACAAGUGCUCGUCUUGUGAUUGUUCUACUCGUUACAAAUCUUCAUUAAAAGCACAUGUACGAUCUCAUCAUGGAGGAGGAGCAGAGAAAGAGAUUGUAAAUUAUAAUACAGACAAUAGUGGAGAUAUUGAAAAUAAAGUACAAGAGGUUAAUGAGAUCUAUGUGGAGACAAUGGACAUCACUAAUGACAAUUUUGACGAGAAACAGUAUUAUAUGUGUCAAGAGUGUAGCUAUGUUAUUGAUGACAAAGCCAUCUUUGACUCUCACACCUGUUUUUCUUCUCCUCUCUCUCAAACAGCUACGUCUCUUCUGGAUGGUGGAAUGGUUAUCCAGAUCAUAGAAAAUCCUUCAGAUUUGUCUCCUGUUCUUCAAAAAUAAUAACUUAAUUUUCACUUUAUUUUUCAAUUAACUUUCAUAUAAAAUGAUAUAAUUUCCUAAUCCUG